This is a messenger RNA of Aspergillus alliaceus, 810 nucleotides long. RefSeq lists its product as uncharacterized. The transcript has a single exon. Lineage: Eukaryota; Fungi; Ascomycota; Eurotiomycetes; Eurotiales; Aspergillaceae. The record is from RefSeq and is a predicted model, not a curated record. The coding region runs from base 1 to 810 and encodes 269 amino acids.
AUGAGUGAAGAAUUCAGUCGUCUAAACGAUGCGACCAACAUUACAAAUGCAGAAGACGGACACAGCCUAAGAAAGAACACCAAAUAUAGCGUAUUAGGCGGUGAAAAAAAGCAGGUAGGCGAGGAUGAAGAGAGCCAUGAAGUUACAUCUACCAAAAAGGAGUACUUGAGGGGUCAGACCGCUCUCUUAAGAGCACUUUGCAAAAUCUCCGAGUUGGUGGAUGGCCACAGAACGUGCUCUAUCCCGAACUGUUCCUAUAAGACAAACCCGGGUCUCAAUACUGCGAGGAUCAUUCUGCGAGGGCCUGAAAAGGAUAGCGCCUCUCGUUGUGCUGCCUGCGUCAAUUGUGGAACCUUUCAGUCCUUGGUGGGGGGUUCCCGAGUUGUCCUCCGAAAAUCUGUUUAUGGGAUUCUAUGGGGAUCCUGCGCCAACUGCCUUUGGGCGAGGAAGUCCUCCACCUGCCCCCACGCGCAAGACUUCAAGGCCCGCCAAGGAGAAUCGUGGGACUGUGAGUUGUCGAAUGAAGCCGUUCGCGCUGGGGGGGGCCGCCUGGCGGCGGAGCAGCGGGGCCUUGGCCCAUCCAUCUUGUCUUCGCCCAACGAUUCGGAUGAGCCCAUAGCGACUGCCAUUCGUCCUGCGUACGGGGGACCGGUCCUGGCGUGGCCGUUCGACAUAUAUCGUUCUGAUGAGCCGGAGAGUAUGGUCUCUGCCAAUGACGACCUCGAACACUUUUUGGGCGUAGCGAAGCAAUUAUUGAUCUUGUAUCGACCUACAAGUUCCAAAAAAUCAAUAUUCCCAAAUAAGAAUUGA